GGAGGCUCCUACAGAAAGCAACCUCUGCCCAGGACGUUGCUGAGGACAGGAUGAUGGCCAGACCAUACUGUGUGGUAGUCGCCCUAUUGCUGCUGGCAGAGGUCUCUGGGUUCAAAGAAGGGGCAUCCAAUCCUGGGUUCGUGGCCAGAAUCACCAGAAAAGGCCUGGAAUAUGCCCGCCGAUUCGGAGUAGCCAUCCUGAAGAAGGAGCUGUCCACAAUCAAGUUGCCUGAUUUCUCAGGAAGCUUCAAAGUCGGCUGGAUUAAAAGUGUGAGCUAUGACUUUUACAGACUGAAGAUCCAUUGCUUUGAGCUCAGGAACUCGGAUUUGAGGCUGCGCCCAAGGCAGGGGGUCAGAGCCUCCCUGUCCAAUAACUACGUGUUUGUCAGUGGGAACUGGAAGGUGAAAAAGGCUUUCAUCACCCUAGCUGGUACUUUCGAUGUGAAUGUGGAUGGCAUCUCUAUCUCAGUCUCUCUGAACUUGGGCAAGGACCAGUCUGGACGGCCCACUGCCUCCGUGUCCCACUGCCACAACUCCAUUGGCCACAUCAGCGUUGACAUUUCCGGACAGCUAAGCUGGAUCCUGAACCUCUUCCGUGAAAGAAUUGAAAACAAUUUCAAAAAUAUCUUGGAACAAAAGAUCUGCGAAAUGGUCAGGAAGUCAACCACCUCUCACCUGGAGCCCUAUCUCCGGACUCUGCCAGUUAUCUCAAUGAUUGAUCAGGUUGCCGGCAUUGACUACAGUUUAGUCGGUGCUCCCCAAGUGACUUCUCAAGUCCUAGACACACCCUUCAAGGGUGAAUUCUUUGGCCAAAACUGGCACUCCCCAGCCCCCUUCGAUGCUCCACCAAUCAGGCUGCCCAAGAAACACGACCACAUGGUCUACUUUGCUGUCUCUGAAUAUGUCUUCAACACAGCCAGCCAGGUUUACCACCAGGCUGGGCGCAUGAACUUCACCAUCCAAAACCACCACAUUCCGGGGGACUCUCCAAUCCACCUGCACACCAGUUCAUUCCGGGCCAUUAUUCCUCAGCUGGCCAGGUUGUACCCCAAUAUGGAGCUAGAGCUUGAGACGUCACCUGCAUCAGCUCCAUUCCUGACGUUCACCCCUGGGAGUGUGACCUUCACGCCGGUGAUAGACAUCCAGGUCUUUGCUCUCCUGCCCACCUCCUCUGACCGCAAGCCACUCUUUCAGCUCAGGGUGACAACGAACAUCUCCGCCACCAUCAAUGUGAACUCCGACAGGAUUGUUGGUUCAGUGACCACAGGAAGUAAGCUGAAAUUGGAACUGAAACACUCCAACAUCCGUUUCAUCAACGUGGAGCUGAUGGAAGCCAUCCUCAAUUACUACGCGCUCCACACAUUAUACCCCUCUCUCAACGCAAAGCUUGAGGAGGGCUUCCCUCUCCCUCUGCCCAGGGACACCCACCUCAACAGUUUGGAGCUCCGAGUCCACGAGAACUUCUUGCUCUUGGGGGCCAACCUUGAUUAGGCUGAACACUGAGGAAGGAGCAGCGUGGCUAGAGGAGGGGAUGACACCACAGCUGGGCCUGCCCCUGCCCCUGGGGGGGUCCGGAGGUUGCGGUCACUCUGCCUCCACUCCCAUGAGGACCUCCUCCACGUGGACACUCAUCACCGGGGAUCCUGGGAUACCCGAACACACGCCUGACCGUGGGACGCCUUCCCCACCUUUCUCCUCCUCCUUCCUGUGCCCUUUCCUGUCCCCUUCACAGCUGUCCUUAGCCUUACUCUGGGCAGCCUCUAGAAUAAACUUCAGUGAGCCGUGUCCAGUCACCACAGAGCUCAAAGCACCCUGCUCAGCAUUAAACAUGAGCUUAGUCGUACGUGUCCUUUGUUGUGGUUACAGGAGCAGAAGUGAGACAACGUGCGCUUAAAGCCUUGUGUUGCCAUGUCCUUGGUGCAUAAUAUUUAUCGAGAUGGGAGCAGAGACCACCCAGCCGCUAUAUGAGUUCCACAUUUAUUCAACAAACCUCGAUCUCAAUUUGCUAGUUGAUUGUUCGGCACUGGCUUCUGUCUCUGGGCUUGGUGCUGCAGGAGGAGGGGGUCAAAGAGAAGAAAACACAUGGUCUCUGCCUUCACCGAGCUUACGGCCAAAAACGGGGGCCGGAAGACUUUUUCUAUAAAGGGCCAGAGAGCAGAUCUUUUAGGUUUUUACCACACAUCUAGUCUCCGUCGGGAAUACCCCUCAUGGCCGCUGUAGCAGAGAACAGCCAGCCAGUGAGCAAGUGGGCAUGGCUGUGUCCCAAUAAAACUUGGUUUGCAAAAACAGGCAGCAGGCCAGAUCCAAGCCACGGGCCACGCUGUGCCCACCGGUGGUCUAGAAGAACAAAUAGGGGGCGCCUGGGUGGCUCAGUCGUUAAGCGUCUGCCUUCGGCUCAGGUCAUGAUCCCAGGGUCCUGGGAUCGAGUCCCACAUCGGGCUCCCUGCUCUGCAGGAAGCCUGCUUCUCCCUCUCCCACUCCCCCCCUUGUGUUCCUGCUCUCGCUAUGUCUCUCUCUGUCAGAAAAAUAAAUAAAAUCUUUAAAAAUAAAUAAAUAAAUAAAUAAAUAGAAGAACAAAUAGGAUUUAUGCCGUGAAUACAAGCCUGGUUUUCAAUUAGGAGAUGUGCUAACCUAUCCUACCUGGUCACAAGAGUAAUAAAGAGCACAAGCUGGAGGCAAGUCUGGCCUGCUUUCAAAUCAUGGCUCCCUCUCCUUGGCUCUCUGCGAUUUAUGAAAUCUUUCUGAACCCCCGGAAUCUUCA
Mirounga angustirostris (Northern elephant seal) is the source of this 2760-nucleotide messenger RNA. Its product is annotated as lipopolysaccharide-binding protein-like. The coding region runs from base 51 to 1490 and encodes 479 amino acids. Gene Ontology annotation, molecular function: lipopolysaccharide binding. The transcript has 15 exons. The record is from RefSeq and is a predicted model, not a curated record. Lineage: Eukaryota; Metazoa; Chordata; Mammalia; Carnivora; Phocidae. Gene Ontology annotation, biological process: defense response to Gram-negative bacterium; acute-phase response; lipopolysaccharide-mediated signaling pathway.